Molecule: messenger RNA, 1044 nt
Organism: Odontomachus brunneus
Lineage: Eukaryota; Metazoa; Arthropoda; Insecta; Hymenoptera; Formicidae
Exons: 5
Coding region: 512-892 (126 amino acids)
Molecular function (GO): protein binding; serine-type endopeptidase inhibitor activity
Source: RefSeq, a predicted model, not a curated record
AAAGUAACUGACUCUCUCACAUUAAUUUUAAAAGUAUUAACAAUUUGAUAUUUGAGGCUAGUAUUAACAAUUAUUGGUCAGGGAAGAAUAAGUUUAAGGAAUUCAUUAAAUGCCUUGUAAUUAUUAUAAUUUUUUUUUAAAGUUGAUUUUUAAGAAAAUAAAAUCAUAAUCGCUAAAACUCACAAGUAAUUAUCUCAACUGUGUUUCUAAUCCUGAUAAUAUCGCACAUAAUUGACUUCUAUGAUUCAUAUUUCUUACUACUGACCUUGUAAUGAGUCUUUACAAAAAGCUUAACAAUGAGUCUAGUGAAGAGAUUGUAAUAACCUUACUGGGGAAAUCCAGUUUACUUAGAUUCACAUAUAUGAUCGAAACGCGCAUCCUUCGUUGGUUGGCAACUGAUGCUAUAAAAGGAAGUUCAGCCGAUAUUCUCAACAGUCGUCGACCUUCGAUUGUAUUGAUAUACGUACGAUAGCAAUUAACCUUUAAUAGUUAACCGCCGAACGUUUCCAAAAUGUUGUUUCACUUUCUGCUAGUUGUCGUGUCAUCAUUUCUCGUUACUGCGUAUCCGCAAAAUUCAGAUAUAAUAUCCCAGGUAGAUGGUUUUGUUUUUGAUGGACCAACAGCUGGUGGUCAAAGUUCCAAUGGACAACAAAGAAUUACCUCAACGACCACCACAACUACAGAGUCUAUCAGGGAAGAUAUGACUCCUCCACCUGAAGACAUAUUCAACACCUGUGUGUCAUCUUGUCCGGUAACAAUGGAAUACAAUCCUGUUUGUGGCACAGACAAUGUUGAUUAUACUAAUCCAGGAGGAUUGGGUUGUGCACAAAGAUGUGGAAAAGAAGUAACAUUAAGAUAUUAUGGACGCUGCUCAACAGGCAAUGCUGGAUGACUUUAUAUAUCUUAAACAACCUUAAAUUUAAAAUAAUUUAUGCAUUAAGAACGAAAUGAAGACAUUAUUUUCGAAAUGUAUUACAAGACACAAAUAUAUUUUUAUAUAUAAAUACAUAUUUAUAGAAAUAAAUAUAUAUUUAUAAAAAUAAA